GCACAAGAUAAUCAGUGUGUCUAAAGUGAUAAUUACUGGAAUCGCCAAUGAUGAGAGCAUUUCUUCUGGUCGACCACAAAAACCUGAACACCUCCUUCAUUCUUCCCUUUCUCCAUCCACACCACCAUGUCAGAAACUGAAUCUACUGUGGUGCCCAAUUUCCUGGACGAGAACAGGGAACUCACCCAACAAUGCAAGGACCUCAUUCCCACUUUACCAUUGGAGAAAGGUUGGCUCUCAAAGCAUCUUCACCAGUACCAGGGCUUCUGGCACACCACAAGGCAGCUUCAAGGACUUCUCUCCUGCCAAAACCACUUCCAGGCUCAUCACACCGAUCUUCUCAUCGUAACCACUCCCAAAUCAGGCACCACUUGGCUCAAAGCUUGGACCUUUUCCUUACUCCACCGCCACAACUAUCACCCAAGUGCACAAAACCACCCUUUGCUCACUCACAAUCCCCACUUUCUUGUUCCCUUCUUGGAACUUGAUCUCUACAUUGACAAACCCUCACUCCCUGACCUCUCCGCAAUGCCCUCUCCAAGGCUCUUCUCCACCCACAUGCCCUAUGUCUCACUCCCAGAAUCUGUCACACAAACGUCUUGCAAGAUCGUUUAUCUCUGUAGAGACCCCAAAGACGCUUUCAUCUCCCUCUGGCAUUUCACAAACAGGCUCAGGCCGCAAACCAUGCUGCCCAACUCUCUCCAUCAGGCAUUCCACAACUUCUGCAGAGGGGUCUCUCUGUAUGGACCCUUUUGGGAGCAUGUGUUGGAGUACUGGCAGAAGAGCUUGGAACACCCCGACAAGAUCAUGUUCAUGAGGUUUGAGGAAAUGAAACUCAACCCCGAAUUCGUGUUGAAGAAACUCGCCACCUUUUUGGGGUGCCCUUUUUCCCGUGAAGAAGAGGAAGCUGGUCUGGUGCAAGAGAUUCUCAAGCUCUGUAGUUUUGAUAAGUUGAGCAACUUGCAGGUGAAUAGGAAUGGGAGGCUUUCGUCUGGUGAAGCACACCGAGCUUUCUUCCGCCGUGGUGAAAUCGGAGAUUGGAAGAAUCAUCUCACUGCUGACAUGAUUCAGCAACUCGAUGCCAUCACUCAAGAGAAACUGGCCCCACAUGGUUUGAGGUUUUAGAAUGACUCUAUGUUUAUUUAGUUAUAAACGGUUUUUAACCGAUGAUGUUGUUGUGGUUGCAAAAUGUUUUUGUUUGGUUUUAAGUCUGGCUUUUGCAGGCAAAUAAACUCUCUUUCCCUCACCAAAGCGUGCAAUUUCAAAUGUAUGAAUAAAGAAAAACUUGCUAUUUUGUUUUA
Molecule: messenger RNA, 1301 nt
Organism: Vigna unguiculata (cowpea)
Lineage: Eukaryota; Viridiplantae; Streptophyta; Magnoliopsida; Fabales; Fabaceae
Product: cytosolic sulfotransferase 12-like
Molecular function (GO): sulfotransferase activity
Source: RefSeq, a predicted model, not a curated record